Molecule: messenger RNA, 957 nt
Organism: Talaromyces rugulosus
Lineage: Eukaryota; Fungi; Ascomycota; Eurotiomycetes; Eurotiales; Trichocomaceae
Exons: 3
Coding region: 1-957 (318 amino acids)
Molecular function (GO): arylformamidase activity
Source: RefSeq, a predicted model, not a curated record
AUGGCGUCCACUCAGAAACCCGCGUUUGAAGCCUUGCCCCUCCGCAAAGAUGGGCCGCACGGUAAUGCAUGGGGACGCUGGGGCGAUGCAGAUGAACUGGGCACGCUGAACCUGCUCACGCCCCAGGUCACUGCUGAAGCGGCCAAGGAUAUCAGGGACGGGGUGCGCAUAUCGGUAGACUGGUCGCUGGACAGUAUGUCUGUUCCAUGCUUUGGUCGCUCGUGUCUGGAGCAUACCAUUAGUAAAAAGGGCGAGAAGACUGUCAAUGAUGACAUUCUGUUGUUCAACACCCAGAGCAGCUCGCAGUGGGACGGGUUUCGGCACUAUGGGUAUCAGAAGGAGAAGGUUUAUUAUAAUGGGCUGACGCAAGAGGAUGUGAUGACGACUAAGAAGAAUGGAAUACACGCAUGGGUCGAAAAAGGCGGCAUUGUAGGCCGUGGAGUUUUGCUCGACUAUGUCUCCUGGGCGGAAACAAACAACAUCUCUAUCAACCAAUUCUCAACUACCCCAAUCCCAGUGUCAACCCUGAAGAAAAUAGCCUCUAACCAAGGCACAUCUUUUCGCCGGGGAGACAUUCUAUUCGUCCGCACCGGCUGGACAGAGGCGUAUUCUCGCUUGUCUACCGCCGAACAACAAACGCUGGCAGCAACCUACCCUCCACCGGCCAUCGGACUGGAGUCAUCAGAAGAAACCUUGCGGUGGCUCUGGGACCAGGAGUUCGCGGCAGUUGUCGGCGACCAACCCAGUUUCGAGGCGUGGCCGUGCCAGAACUUGGAUUUCUUGCUACAUGAGUGGAUUUUGGCUGGCUGGGGAAUGCCGAUUGGGGAACUUUUUGAUCUGAAACAGCUAAGUGACGAGUGCCGAAAGAGGGGACGAUGGGAGUUUUUCUUUAGCAGCAUGCCGCUAAAGGUACCUGGCGGUGUUGCUAGUCCUCCUAACGGGGUUGCUAUUUUCUAG